Oncorhynchus nerka (sockeye salmon) is the source of this 1911-nucleotide messenger RNA. RefSeq names its product UDP-GlcNAc:betaGal beta-1,3-N-acetylglucosaminyltransferase 2b (gene b3gnt2b). Lineage: Eukaryota; Metazoa; Chordata; Actinopteri; Salmoniformes; Salmonidae. The transcript is spliced from 2 exons. The annotation marks the transcript as partial. Gene Ontology annotation, molecular function: UDP-glycosyltransferase activity; hexosyltransferase activity. Gene Ontology annotation, cellular component: Golgi membrane. The record is from RefSeq and is a predicted model, not a curated record.
AUUUCGUCCUUCCUUCCUCCAUUCAAGGUCCUUCUCCCCUCCAAGCGCUUCUGGUCCAAACUGGCUCCUAGUCAGGCCUACUGGAACCGCCAGCAACAGAGACUGGACCUCCAACACAACCCCAUCCUCGCCUCCUCCAAUAGUAACAACACUAGCGAUGAUGAUGAUGUCAGACCUGUCCCUGAUUGGCUCAACGACACGGGGCUGAACCCUGACCCCUGCCAACCGGACUACAGAGUCACCACUCACGUGAAAGACUACAAUUCCCUACCUCCUCGUUUUAAAGACUUCCUGCUCUACAUGCGCUGUCGGUCGUACCCUCUAGUGGUGGACCAGCCUCACGUCUGCCAAAAGACCCGGAGAGGGGAGCCGCCCUUCCUCCUACUGGCCGUCAAAUCCCUCGCUCCUCACUUUGACCGCCGCCAGGCCAUCCGCCAGUCGUGGGGUCGAGCCGGCGUCCUCGCCAACCGGACGGUUGUCACGGUGUUCCUGCUCGGCAACACCACGGCCGUGGACCACCACCCAGAUCUGUCGGAGAUGCUGCGCUAUGAGAACACUCACCACCGCGACAUCCUGCAGUGGGACUACCGGGAUUCGUUCUUCAACCUGACCGUCAAGGAGGUGCUCUUCCUGGACUGGAUGACCACACGCUGCCCUGGAGCUCAGUUCGUCUUUAAAGGGGACGAUGACGUCUUUGUCAAUACGUUGAGGAUCCUGGCCUUCCUCAAGGGCCUCUCGGGGCCCCGGGCAAGGGACCUGUUUGUAGGGGAUGUGAUCACCAACGCGGGGCCGAACAGGGAUAAAAAGGUGAAGUACUUCAUCCCAGAGAGUUUGUUCGUUGGCAAGUACCCGCCAUACGCAGGCGGAGGGGGGUAUCUGUACUCCGGGGACCUGGCCAGGCGGCUGCACGGAGCCUCGCAGCACGUACCUCUCUACCCAAUCGACGACGUCUACACAGGGAUGUGUCUGAGGAAACUGGGGCUGGGGCCGGAGAAGCAUAAAGGCUUCAAGACGUUUGACAUUGAGGAGAAGUACAGGAGGAACCCGUGUGCCUAUAAGGGUCUGAUGCUGGUACACAGCCGGACACCGCAGGAGAUGAUCCAGAUCUGGGCCUGGCUCAAUGACCCCAACUUGACCUGUCAGUAACUUCCCAGCCCGUCACCAUUUUGACUUCAGAAACCGGGGACAACAGGUGUCGAUGGCCAUUUUGACUUCAGAAACCAGGGACAACAGGUGUCGGUGGCCAUUUUGACUUCAGAAACCGGGGACAACAGGUGUCGGUGGCCAUUUUGACUUCAGAAACCGGGGACAACAGGUGUCGGUGGCCAUUUUGACUUCAGAAACUGGGGACAACAGGUGUCGGUGGCCAUUUUGACUUCAGAAACCGGGGACAACAGGUGUCGGUGGCCAUUUUUGAUUUGAGCUGUCAGUAACCAGGGAAGACAGGUGACUUAAAACUGUCGGUAACUGCCUGGACCAGACACCACGACAGGCGGCCAUUUUGUUAUGCUGGUUGUUAUAGUAACUCUGAGAGGUCAGUGGCCACUGUUUUGUGACACUUGGUAGGGUUGUUAACAUUCUAGGUCAGACACAAUUUUGAGACUUUUUUUAAAUUAUAUUUUUUAGGGAAGGAUUAUUACUCUUGGAGGAUCAGUUGGCAGCUUUAAUGUUGUUAUUAUCAUGUUUGUUGAUGUUAGUUAACCGUCUUCAAAGUUGAAUCCUGGAUGAACAUUUCAGGUUUUGAAUCCCAAGAUAAAGAGGGUGUGAUUGUGAUGGCGGUACGAUGGCAGACCAACGUGUCGCUGAGCUUUCUAAAUGGUCGUCAUGGCGUUAUGAUGGUCAACGUGUCUCUGAGCUUUCUAAAUGGUCGUCAUGGCGUUAUGAUGGUCAACGUGUCUCUGAGCUUUCUAA